Messenger RNA from Salmo salar (Atlantic salmon), 1890 nucleotides. Its product is annotated as vesicle-associated membrane protein 5. Gene Ontology annotation, cellular component: membrane. Gene Ontology annotation, biological process: vesicle-mediated transport. NCBI's taxonomy places the organism in Eukaryota, Metazoa, Chordata, Actinopteri, Salmoniformes, Salmonidae. The record is from RefSeq and is a predicted model, not a curated record.
ACAGGGUCUGUUCUGCUGACUUCCAGAAAAGGGGUGGGUGUUACCCGACCCGACCAGCAGAUUUCAGUGAAAGUGGGAGAGUAGAUAAGGGAAUAUAAAGAAUAUCGACUAAAAGAAAGAUUGCAACGAACUGUAGCCAACUGGAAAUGAGAUAAGGUUAAAAUAAAAGUUUGUGAUAUCGGAAAAUCAUCUUGGAUAAAGACAACAUUUGUUCGAACACAAAAGUUUAUGCCAAGACGCAAUGCACUGUAUUCAGUGACAGUUUACGACGGGAAUAGAGAUAGUAACGUGAAAGCAAUGGAGAAUGGGAAGAACCGCCUGCAGCAGGCCCAGAAGGAGGUGGAAGAGGUGAAGGUGAUCAUGCUAGAUAAUCUCAACAAGGCUGACGAGAGGUCAGGCAAGCUGGGAGAACUGGAGAACAGGGCCGAUGAACUUCUGGAGAAGAGUAAGGCUUUCUCAAAGUCUGCUGGAAAAGUUAAACAACAGAAGUGGUGGGAACACAUGAAAAUGAAAGUGUUGCUGACCGGUAUAGGGGUUGUCGUGGCAGCCAUCAUCAUUGGGAUUGUUGUAUGGUCAGCGUCUGGACCUGACGACCGCAGCUCAAACAACAGCCCCACUGCUGUAGAGCAGCCCACCUCAAGGCCUUAGGACCAUAGACUGUCUGUCAGAGCAAAGGACAUGGAGGAAAUUAAGAUGGAAGAUGGAGACAGGGGCAAGCGAGGCCUCCCCGGAAAUAAGGAGUCAAUCAGACAAGAAUAGUGGAUGUAGAUGAAUAUAUAGGUUUAUUAACCUGGUCCCAGAUCUGGGACCACAUUUUGCAUGACAUUGAGCAACAAGGAGUUGGUAUGAUGAUAGCACAAACAUGCUUUCCACCUGAGCUCAAUAUAGGUUUUGUGGGUUGACUUUUCUUAACUUUUUAAUCUGUGAUAUUGUUUAUUUUUAGAGGCAUUUUAGGCUCUGUGCUCAGUGUGUAGAUCAUUGAAUGAAAUGGUACCAUCACUAGCUCAACCCAAUUCAGUAUUAUCUUCAACUGGCCAUAGUUGGUCAGGCUCACUAGUUUCACAUUCAUACUCAGAAUUGUGGUAUUUUUUUUGUACCUUUAUUUAACUAGGCAAGUCAGUUAAUAACAAAUUCUUAUUUUCAAUGACAGCCUAGGAACAGUGGGUUAACUGCCUUGUUCAGGGGCAGAAUGACAGAUUUGUACCUUGUCAGCUCGGGGAUUUGAACUUGAAACCUUUCGGUUACUAGCCCAACACUCUAACCACUAGGCUACCCAGCCUUACCAUAGGAUUUGGUAUAUGUAAAUGUUUGGUCAAUUCAAAUAAAAAAUAUUGUGCCUUUGGUAUGUUAAAAAGCGAAAAUCACCAUUGGAUGAAUUGUGUAUCCAUUUUUUCAGUAUUCCAUGUAAGCUGUAAAAGGGACAUCACAAAAUUAUAAUUGUCAUGUCAUUUUAUGAGGAAGUCAUUUCAUGUCAUUCUUCCUUUUUUUCUGGUCAAAAGAAACAUAAGAAAAGGAACUUUUUAUUUGUAUACGAAAUACUUAUGUUUGAGGACAGUUUGUUUCUGUGGGCAAUGCAGUGUGAAUAUUUAUGUUACAUGUGUCAUUCAUUAGACUACAGGUAAGCAAUGUGUACAGUAUCAAAAACCGCUGCAGAGAAAUUGCAUCAUAUCUUCACUUAUCUUCUUAACAUAUGAGUUUGUCAUUUUGGUGUCCUCUCUAUUUGUAACCUCAUUCCCAUGCUCAAUUGUUAACCGGCUGGUGGAUGAGAUUACCCUAUUUGUUACUGACUUUCCUUUCCCAAUUGUUGUUUAACCUUGAGCUAUUACCAUCUCAAAUACAUGUAAAACUCUAGUGCACAAUUUGUAAAAUAAAAAAUAAAUUGAUAAGUUA